This is a messenger RNA of Caenorhabditis auriculariae, 6663 nucleotides long. The record is from the annotation of a GenBank genome assembly. Lineage: Eukaryota; Metazoa; Nematoda; Chromadorea; Rhabditida; Rhabditidae.
AUGCGAUUUCAUGGGUUGCCGAGGUUUCGAACAGGUUUACUUUUUUUAAUUUACUAUGUAAAAAAAGUAAAAGAAAAACUGUUGAAUUAGGUAGUUUUGAAGCUAUAAAGUGACGGUGAAACGUAUCUUUUUCUUCAAAAAUUUCUAGAAAAAUCAAACCAAAAAAAUGGUUGAAUUUCAAAGAAUAUUUUGACGUAUCAAAGAGUAAUGUUCAAAUUUACAGGCCGUAAAUAUUUGAGACUGUUAUUCCUGCUUCUAAAUGUCGUCUUUUGCAUCACAGUUAUCACGUUGCUCACAGGUUUUUCCUUCAAGAAAUCAUCAUCAAAUGGUCGCUUUUGGAAAGACUCUAAGCCUUUAUAGUGUCUUUUGCCUCCCUGACAAAGCCGUGAGAGGUCGGGUGCAGCCAAAAUUAGCGCCAAAACAGAGCCAUUCUCAAUGCGACCAUACCUUUGAAUAACUAUAUUCAGUGAAAUCUAGGCCUAACAAUUUUCGACCGCCAACAUAACAAUAUUGUGCAUGAUUACGUGGCGAGGAAAGACGAUAUGAUUGUUUUAUCGACGACUUUUUACAAGGAGUCAAAAAGGUACCUCACAAGGAAGGUCAUUUCACUUUGCGGUUUCCUGAAAAUUGGCUAUUCGGGUCACAACAAUGGCCGCAAAAAGGCAGCAAAAAGGCUGCAGAAAGGCAGCAAAAUGAGCCCCUUUAUCGAGCCUUCAAUUUUUUCUAGAACUAGGAAGAAAUGAUGGAAAAAGGGAGAGGCAGCGAAAAAGGUGCAUAAGGGCCGAUGAAAUAGCGCAAAAAGGCUGGUAAAAAGAAACCAUUGUCACCCUUUCCGGAGCCUUUUUUGACCCUUUUCGGAGCCUUUUUCGACCCUUUUCGGAGCCUUUUUCGACCCUUUUCGGAGCCUUUUUCGACCCUUCCCGGAGCCUUUUUUGACCUUUCCGGAGGCUUUUUCGACUCUUUCCGGAGUCUUUUAUGACCCUUUUCGGAGCCUUUUUCGACCCUUUCCGGAGCCUUUUUCGACCCUUUCCGGAGCCUUUUUCGACCUUUUCCGGAGCCUUUUCCGAUCCUUUCCGGAGCCUUUUUUGACCUCUUUCGACUUUGCUUAUGCCGGUUACUUCUUGAGGUGCGGAACAAAGAUUCUGAUUUUUUUUUUCAACCUGAAAAACUUCCUAGCAUUCAAGUGAAACCACCUGACAGUCAAAUAAAACUUGAAAAUCCGUGGGAAUAGGCCAUUUUGAGCCCUUUUCCGGCUGUUUUGAAGGUUGAAACUCUAAGGAUCUCGUUCUGGUAAAUAAAAGAAUGUUCCAGCCAAUUUUCAAGAAAUCCCCAACCGAAAAGUGAAAUGACCUCCCCAGUCAACUGUCCGCAUUUUCGAGAUUUUCUUCAGUUUUGAUCCAAACACGGCGGUUAUUUUGUUCAACGCCGUACAAGUCUUCCAUUUGAAACACGACGUUCUGAAUGUCAAGGCGGAGACGGCGGCGGAUGAAGAAAUCGAUGUCCUUUUUAAGUUGGUUUUAUUUAUUGGGAAAUUUGAAUAAAAUAAGAAGUCGAAAGUCUAUUUAUUCAACUUUAGAAAGUUCUGGGGGAAGUUUUAACAGAGUGGUCUCUAUUGGGGUAACCUUGAGGAUUCUGGGAGGGUCCCCUCUAGGGACCACUUUACCAACCCCUAUGCAAAAUUGGUCCUUACAGUGGUUUUUGUUAGUGGCUUCUAGCACUCUAUGCAGACCCUAAACCCCUAUAGUGACCAACUUGAUUUCACCCCUAUAGGGUCUACUUUUACGGUCCCUAACCCCUAUAGGGACCACUCUAAAAUCCCCAAAAAAGGAAAGAAAAUUCAGUAUACUCAAAAAAUCUCCGUUUUCAAAUCGAUUCCAAGUUUUCAAGGGUACAGCCAGUGAUUGGCCAGCUUCCAUUCUUCUGUAAAUGGGUGCCAUUUAUCGCCGUUGGCCAACUGCCAAAAGGCACCAUCAAAGCCAAACUUUCGACGUACCAAGGCGAGGGAAUGAAGGUUUACUUUUUGAAGAAUAUUUAUUUUUUGAAUUUAUUUCUAAUUAACAAGAGUCUUUUUGAAGUAAAUUUUUGAUUUAUCCCUUCUACUGGAACCUGAAGAAGUUUCAAUGAAUGCUUGAACUUGAUAAAAGACUCAUUUACAGCUUUCGCUGCGAGACCCAUUCCGAGCGCCGCGCAAAGUCGUCGCCUGCUUUUCGCCGCUUUUUCUCAAUGAAAGAUGGCAAUUGUUAUUGGCAACGAUGGAGGUGAAAAAGAAAUGGAUUGCUGUAAAAUGCGGGCAGUCUUAGGAAAUUUACUAUUUUUGGAAUAAAAUCCGGAAAUUCUUGCAUAUUUUUGAGAGGACUGCAAUACGCUCUAGUUGAUACAAAAAACCUGGUUUUUUUAGGAAUAGAAAUAAAAAAUUGUUAUUGAAAAUAAAUAGUCCAAAGCGAGAGAUCACUGCUGUUUGAAGAGACGCCAGAGAAAUGAGAGAUUUCUCGUUUCUCUGGUGUCUCUUCUGAUCUCGGUUGUUCUCUAAUUUUUCAAAAUUUGCAGAUUUAUUCGCACUAUGGAGCCUUCAUGCAAUUCUACGUCCGCUCAAUGAUUACCGAUCUGAUGACCAUCGUCUACACUUAUAAAAAUGUUCAUUUUCUUCGAUUUUCAAAAAAAAUUUUUAUGCUUCCCUACCCUUAGGGCUGUUCUGGAAAUAGUUGAAGGGGGGCUUGAAAAUUUUCAAAAUUUCGUCUUUCAGCCUACUCAGAAGUCCCUAUAGGGUUUAGGGGGAAUAAAAGCCCCUAGAGGGGCCGAAAAAGGAGUCCCUAUAAGGUCUCCUCAACUAGAACUUAGAGCUCAAGUGGCCCCUGUAGGGGUCUUUCAACUUCAUUCAAAAAACGCUUAUUUAUUCAGCUUUUCGCAUGGAAAUGCUUCUUAGUAUGGAGUUCAUAAUAAUUAUCGACUAGAAUAUCCCCUAUAGGGGCCAGUUUUGCCAGCCUUAAUGGCCCCUAUAGGGGUUGAUAAAGUGGCCCUUAGAGGGGCCCUAUAGCGACCACUCUGGAGUUCCUUAGUAUGUUUCGCUUGAAAACUCUAAAAAGGUCUGAUAUGAUCAACAGAAUAAAAUUUCCUUGAUAGGAAAAAUUCUGAAAGAGAAAUUUCUUCGAAAAAUCUUUUUCUAAUGAAAUCACCCUCCUUUUUCGCUUCAUUUUUACUCUGCUAACUUUUUUUGAAUUAUAUUUUGUUGGUUUUAUUCAAUUUUUAACUAAAUUUGAUCUCUGACUGUGCUAGGAACGGCUAAAAGCGUAGCGGUAUUAAUGCGGCUGCGCCCGACCAUGAAACGACUUGCGCUCAGUGACCUCAGGAGUGAUAAGAAGGACCGCUAGUGAUCCAAAAUCUAGUUUUUGUACUUAUAAAGAAAUCGCCAUGGGAUGUCAAGUUAUUUCAGACGCAACCAUUGAGUUUUCAUUCAUUUCUCAAUGUUUUUCCUUUCAAAAAACUCGCUUUAGGUCCGAGUAACGCCUUGGCCAGCGGUCAAGUUGGGCCGAAUUCGGGCCAACGGCCCAACUUUUGAUCCCAAUAGAGAAUUGGAAUUCCGAAAUCAGGCGGCCGCCAUGACCGACUGCUUGUUGAUGUACAAAGUUGGUAUUUUCUAUUUUUGAAAAAAAAAGGUCAAACUGUUUUUUUCUGUUCGAAAAUCAGAAAACUAUAUGGAUUCUUAAUUUUUUAAAAUUUUUUGAAGGCUUGAAAUUUUAGGAAUCAGCCGAGUUUGUUCUUUUCCCUGACCCCGACGAUAUAAUCAUUCCGCACUUGGCUAGGGAUUACUAUGGAGAAUUUUCAAGGGUAUGUGUUCUGAAUCUUUUUUUGAAAAAUUGGAGUUUUAAAGCAUGUUUUGAAGUUGAUUUUUGUGAUUUUUUGAUUUUUAUUUGGUUUAUUUCAAAUUUUACGCUUCUUCCUCGUUUCUGAUUUUUUUAAUUUGAGAUUUUUGAGAUCCAAGGGAAAGAUAUAGGGACCUCUUAAGGGUUUUGACAUUUUAGUGGCUACUAUACUGGCCGAAAUAGCAACCACUUGAGUGGCUAAAAUUUAGUGUCUCUCUAUAAUUAAAAGUAGUUCUACUAGGUCAUUAAAAAACUUCUAUAGUGGUCACCAACAUUAUAGCAAUCUAAUAAGUGGCCAUUAAAGUGGUCAAAUCUCAGUGGCCUCUUUAGAAAUCGAAGUGUUACUACUGGACUAUUAAAAACUACUAUAGUGGUCACUAAGACGCGGAAUAUGGGCUUAUGUAAAGGUUUUUUUUAGUGACCACUUUAGUGUCCUCAUCAAGUAGUCCUUGAGGAGCCUCUCAAGUGGUCCCUAGAGAUUUUCCCUUCUUUUAAGGUCUUCAAAAUGUUCCCCAACGCUGGCGCGAUUUCCUACAACAUUAGCCAGGCUUCGAUUUCUGCAAGUUUGUUAUUAUUUUAACUAAUUUUCAAUUUUUCCAUGAGGUAUUUUAACAUUUAAAAAAAAAGAAAUUAAUUCCGUGAAGUUCUAAGAAUCUUUAACAGUAUACGUUUUUAAAAAAAUUUUUCUAUAUUCAUUUUUUUAGCAACCUCAACAUCACAAUACACGCCAUUAUUGCCACUUUCGACCUUGGAAUUUAAGGUUUUAUAUUUUUUUAUAAUGGUCAAGAUGUAAAACAACAAUCUUCUGUUUCGUGAUAACUUGAUUUCGCCAGAAAUUCAGUGAUUAAACAAAAAUGGAGGUAGUCAGACAUGCAGAGUAAACCAGAGCUGUCUAAGUCUCUGGAUUUUCCCUUGUCUCUAAAUUUGUACAGACGUAGGCGAAAAAGGCUCUGGAAAGGGUCAAAAAAGGCUCCGGAAAAGGUCUAAAAAGGCUCCGGAAAGGGUCAAAAAAGGCAAUUUUCCUUUUAGGGUGUUAAAGACUCAGUUUUUGCUCCCCCUUUUCGCCAUUUUAUAGGCUCUUUUGCACCAUUUUUUCUGCCUCUCCCUUUUUCCACCAUCUCUUGAGCCUUUAAAAUCCCAGAAAAAAGGGGAGGCUCGAUAAAGGGACCCUUUUUGCUGCCUUUUUGCUGCCUUUCUGCAGCCAUUUUGCUGCCUUUCUGCAGCCAUUUUGCUGCCUUUCUACAGCCAUUUUGCUGCUUUUCUGCAGCCUUUUUGCUGCCUUUUUGCGGCUUUUUUUGAGCCUUUCGCUUUUAGCAGCUAUUAUCCAUCAUUCCGACUUUGCGCCAGUAUAUAGAAAAUUGAUUGGUCUUUUAAAAUUUUCUUCUUUAAAAAAAAGGCUUAUAGCUGAUUCACGGCUGGUUUGAGCCAUCGAAAAGGGUCCUGACACGAUAACAAAAGAGAUAGUGCCUGUUUGGUGGAGAGCGCAGGCAGGCCACGCCCCUUUCGCGUCCCAAGUUUGCCGUGAAUUGGCUAUAACUUUGCAUUGAUAGAGUAAUGUGAAACUGAAAAGAUAUAGGAACACAAAGUCAUAUUUUUGUGCCUGGAGCAUUUCCCAGUCAAGUCUUCAUGGUUUUAGGGAGAAGUUCUUUGGGGGAAACUAGUGGUUCGGCCGGAAAGGGUCGACAGCGUUUGGAUCCAUCGGAGUUAUGGGAUUAAGGAUGACUUUGAGCAGGUAUUUUAUUGAUAUUCUGAGAUUUAUGAUGUAAAAUUAGUCAUUAAAAGUAGCUCAUGAUCGAAACCUUGAAGGAAACUGCGGAGAUUUUUUGAUAUUUUGCAUUUUUGUAGUUUUUUCCAUGUUGAACACUUCAAAACCACGGCGUUUUUUCGACGACGCCACGCCCACUUUUUCUCCGUAAAGUGUGGUGUGUCGUGUGCAUGCACUGCGCCGCUAUCACGCACAAAAAAUUGAGUUUACGAUUCGUCUCAAAGACCUCUGGCAAUACGAUGGCCUGCGCCUUUAAUAAGCGUUAUUAACGUUCUCAUGACGUCACGUGGGAACGGCAGAGGUUUCGACUCCGCCCAUCGGGUUUUUGGUUUCGCAUUUUUUUUUCCACUAACAAAAAAGGCGUGAAAUUUGAGCCUUGAAAACUGAAAUAUUUGAUAAGAAAUUUUUAAAAAAAAAUUCAAAAAAAAAAAAAACAAGUACUUUCCAGGUAGCUCUGCCUGCCCACAUAAACACGGGCCUACAUUUUCGAAAGUGGACAUUUUUACAAAAUUCGACUUUCGAUUUAUCCAGUGGGAUUUCCCUUCUGCAUCCGACCUGAAACGGCUUACGACUUUUUCCAGGAGUGCCACACUACGAUCCCUUAUUGAGAAAUGAGACAGAAUAUCGAUUAUUUUUGGCUGAAGAUGGCGAAAAAAUCGAUAAGAGUUUCCGAAGGAGAAUCAACAAGGAAAUCGUCAAAAAGGUGCUACAGUACGAUUUGUUGAAUACAGUAACCGAGAUCAGGUCUACGCUCGCCUGCCUACAGUAUCCCUGUACUACCCGCUUAUUGAAAGUUGCUACAACCGAAUUUUCUACACCAAAGAGCAGCACAGCACAUGCAAAGGUUCUUGGCUACCGUAACUCCUCGAAAACUACAGUAUUCCAGGGCCCGAGUACUGUGAGAUUCCGUCGUUCCCCGGCCUAAAGUGUGUCAAUGUGGAGAGCUCUUUCACGACUUACGCCGGCUACAGUAAUCUUUAUAUCCAUCAGCUUCUCGCCACGAAAUUUGUCUACAGUGAUAACGGGUGCAAAUUGUGA